AUGACUUCGAAGUCUCUGGCCGAUGAUGGCCCACAGAUAUCAGUUGAAUCGGAGAUUGUGGCCGAAAGUGUCAAGGCAGAUCUGAAGGGACUUCAGAAGUCUCAUCAAUGGGACCCGAAUUUAUCGCAGGAGAAGUUGGAUGCGAUCAACGAGGCCGCGAAUACCGAAGACCAAGAAAAAGCAGUUGAAUUCGAAAAGUCGGCAGUACAGGACUCGCAGUAUGAAUCCGUUCGCGCUGCCGUGCGCAACACAGAUGGCGGAGAAAUCGCGAAUACAGUACGAGCAUGGAUUCUCGGAAUGAUAUUCACGACAAUCGGCAGUGGAUUGAAUAUGUUCUUGAGUAUGAGGAGUCCCGCCAUCUCUUUUCCUGCUAUUGUGGUGCAAUUGGUCGUCUACCCAAUAGGCUGUUUAUGGGCAAGAGUCAUUCCUAAGAAAGUGUUUAAUACGUUUGGAGUUCAAUGGACCUUCAAUCCUGGACCAUUCACAAUCAAAGAACAUGCAGUCAUCACGAUCAUGGCAAAUGUGUCAAUUACCUAUGCGUAUUGUACCGAUGCCCUCUUGGCUCUGAAGGCAAAACCGUUAUAUAACCUCGACAUCAGCUGGGGUUUUCAACUCCUCUUCGCCAUAAGCAGUCAAAUUAUUGGGAUUUCCCUUGCAGGAAUAUUCCGUCGUUUUCUUGUCUGGCCUGCUGCAAUGAUAUGGCCAACUCAAUUCGCCAAUACCACGCUAUUUUACGCAUUACACGACAAGAGCCGCUCAGACCCAGCGGAAACCAAUGGGUGGAGCAUUUCGCGAUACCGCUACUUUUUAUACGUUACGCUUGGGGCAUUUUGCUGGUACUGGUUUCCUGCUGUCAUUUGGCAAGGCUUAUCAAUCUUCGCCUUUGUGACUUGGAUCAAGCCCAACAAUGUGGUGCUAAACCAACUCUUCGGCGGCUUCACUGGCCUUUCUCUCAUUCCUUUGACAUUCGACUGGACAUACGUUUCGGCAUACCUCCUCGAUCCGCUUCUGUCACCCGCCCAUGCAAUCGUGAACACGUUCAUUGGACUGGUCGUAUUCGUCAUAAUUACAACCAUAGGAAUUUCUUAUUCGGGAGCUCUUUAUUCCGCAUAUCUCCCAAUCAACACAUCGACUACCUACGAUAACAAGCAGCAGCAGUACAACGUCAGCAGAAUUCUUGGUCCGAAUUUCUCUUUCGACGAAGCGAAAUACAAGGCGUACUCACCAAUGUUCCUCCCGCCUACAUUUGCAUUGAACUACGGUCUUUCAUUUGCAGCCUUGACAGCGGUUAUAGUUCAUGUCAUUCUCUUCCACCGGAAAGAGAUUUGGCACCGAGCCAAGGCGGCCCGUGAUCAAGAGCCAGAUGUUCAUUUGAUGUUGAUGAAGAAUUAUAAAGAAGCACCCGAGUGGUGGUAUGCCGCUCUUUUCCUCCUUGCCAUUGCCCUAGGGCUAGGAGGUGUGCUUGGCUAUGAUACCCAAUUGCCAUGGUGGGGAUUCUUCGUUUCCAUAAUAAUUGCCGUUAUCUUUAUUGUUCCGACGUGCAUGAUCCUGGGUGUCACCAACAUUCUACUUUCUCUCAAUGUGCUCUCUCCAUUUUUGGCCGGAUUUAUGAUCCCAGGUAAACCGAUCGGAGUCAUGGUUUUCAAGGUGUUCAGUACCAUUACAUUGGGGCAAGCUCAAGUUUAUUGCCAAGAUCUUAAACUUGCGCAUUAUAUGAAAAUCCCACCCCGUGUCACCUUCAUGUGUCAGGUCGUUGCUUCAAUCUGGGCAUGUUUUGUUCAGAUUGCAGUCAUGAAUUGGACUCUCGGAAACAUUGAUAAUGUUUGUGCUUCAGACCAAGCAGCACAUUUCUCAUGUCCGAAUGGGCGAACGUUUUUCUCGUCAAGUAUCGUUUGGGGGGUUAUUGGACCUCAACGAAUCUUCGGACCGAAUUCGAUCUAUACGCCAAUUCAAUACUUCUGGCUUCUUGGAGCUCUACUUCCAGUCGCUUUCUACAUCCUGAUGCGAAUUUUCCCUAGAUCUAAGGCCCGACUCCUCAACGCUCCUGUAAUGCUAGGUGCCAUGAGUUGGCUGCCACCAGCUACGCCGAUCAGCUACACAUCCUGGGUAAUGUUUGGUCUCAUUUUCAACUACUGGAUUCGACGCAGAUGGGCUGGUUGGUGGCGUCAGUACAACUACAUUACCGCAGCUGGUCUCGAUACAGGACUUAUUCUCUCGACGAUUGUUAUUUUCUUUGCCAUUACCCUUCCUGGUGUCCCAGUGCCAAACUGGUGGGGAAAUACUGCACCUUUUAAAACAAUGGACUACAUGUAUACGGCAGUACGAAAGACAGUCUCAGGAGACGAGACCUUUGGACCAGCUACUUGGUAA
This is a messenger RNA of Penicillium angulare, 2370 nucleotides long. RefSeq lists its product as uncharacterized. Gene Ontology annotation, molecular function: oligopeptide transmembrane transporter activity. Lineage: Eukaryota; Fungi; Ascomycota; Eurotiomycetes; Eurotiales; Aspergillaceae. The transcript is spliced from 20 exons. The record is from RefSeq and is a predicted model, not a curated record. The coding region runs from base 1 to 2370 and encodes 789 amino acids. Gene Ontology annotation, biological process: transmembrane transport.